AUGGGGGGAAACAGCAGCUCCCAGAGGAUACCCUGUCCGUCACGAGGUGGAGCGUACGAAUUCCUUACAGCCGGCGGCGAUGUUGAACCUCCGAGCUCGGACGCCACGACCUAUGAUAGCGUUACGCCCACCGGGAGAGAUGAGGAGAGAAGACGCGAAUGGAGAGAGUUGGUAGAGUGCCGGACGAAGUGGACUUGGAGCAAGGGUCCGAAGGGCAGCGACGAUCGGAGGAGGUUGAUGGUGGACAACUGGCUUAUCAGGAGAGAUGAGGAGAGAAGACGCGAAUGGAGAGAGUUGGUAGAGUGCCGGACGAAGUGGACUUGGAGCAAGGGUCCGAAGGGCAGCGACGAUCGGAGGAGGUUGAUGGUGGACAACUGGCUUAUCAGGAGAGAUGAGGAGAGAAGACGCGAAUGGAGAGAGUUGGUAGAGUGCCGGACGAAGUGGACUUGGAGCAAGGCUCUCAUGGGUUUCCUUCAGGAGCUCAGGAUUCCUCCCACGAUCCACAGACAUACCAGUUGCGGUCACUCUUCUGGAUUCCUCAAAAUGCUUGGCUGCUCCAUGGAUCAGCGUUCUCCAGCGGUCUCUGUCACAAGCCGGCUGGUUGACCUCGGUAUCUACCUGAGAGAGCUGCUGCUGAAGUUGGUCUUUGUACCUCUUGCAAUGGGACGCCACUAUCUCUCCUUCCCCGCGAGAGUUCUCCACAGAGGACUGCUUUCAGUAAUCUGGAACGGUCCAUGCGAGAUACGUGACCUGACCAGCGGAGCUGCUUUCGCAGCAAAGUGGCUUCAGUGCUUGGAAGCUGAGCCUUCUCCAGGACCUCAUUGCUGGAGACACAAGCCUGCCAGCUGA
Mobula hypostoma (lesser devil ray) is the source of this 849-nucleotide messenger RNA. RefSeq lists its product as uncharacterized. NCBI's taxonomy places the organism in Eukaryota, Metazoa, Chordata, Chondrichthyes, Myliobatiformes, Myliobatidae. The record is from RefSeq and is a predicted model, not a curated record. The transcript has 6 exons. Bases 1 to 849 code for a protein of 282 amino acids.